Umbelopsis ramanniana AG is the source of this 1782-nucleotide messenger RNA. RefSeq lists its product as uncharacterized. The record is from RefSeq and is a predicted model, not a curated record. The transcript is spliced from 5 exons. Gene Ontology annotation, molecular function: GTPase activator activity. Gene Ontology annotation, biological process: signal transduction; activation of GTPase activity. The coding region runs from base 1 to 1782 and encodes 593 amino acids. NCBI's taxonomy places the organism in Eukaryota, Fungi, Mucoromycota, Umbelopsidomycetes, Umbelopsidales, Umbelopsidaceae.
AUGACAAAGAAUCCUUCGAAAAAAAGUACACUUCAACAAUUCGGAAAGCGUUCUCGAUCGUUGCGCUUCGGUGAAUUUUUUGCGAGAUUUCCAAACCUGCGCAAAUCUCAACCACAUUUUGAAGUUGUGGUAUCUCCAGACCAAUUUGGAAGCGUUGCUGACCCCGAAAAUGCACUGAUAUUUGGAGCAUCAUUACAUGACAUACUAGAGCGUGCUCCUUUCACUACCAAAGGACGCCUCUGUAUUCCAUAUGUACUCCAUCGUUGCUUUUCAGAAAUCUCGAAGAAAGCCUUGGCUGAUAUAACCAUAUCUGCUUUAGGUAUUCGCAGUGAAGGAUUAUUCAGAUUAUCAGGCUCUGCACCAAAGAUCUUGCAAUUAGAGAGCAUUUUUAGCCAGGAGCCACAUUUUGGGAAAGAUAUUGACUUGAGUGCAUACGACGUUCAUACUUUGGCUGGUACUUUCAAGAAAUUGCUGAGAAGCCUGCCAGAGCCUGUGAUCCCGCAUCAUCUCCAUGUUUACUAUUUGAAUGGAUAUCGCAAAUCUGCCAGCGAUGAGCAAAAUCUCUCAAUACUUUCCAGUCUUGGCCAUCGUAUGGACGCAGAGCAUUUUGACCUCCUCAAAUAUAUUAUCGCAGUCGCCGCGUAUGUGGAGAGUGAGAAAGAGAGUAACAAGAUGACUUCAGAGGCACUUGCUAUCGUACUUGCACCAACUUGCACCGGGCUAGACGGUAUCAUUAACAAACUUCCAGCAACUGCUAAUCGCAUGUCAGCUUCAAUGGGACGUACAUCAAACGGUAGAACCUCAACCACCUCAAACAAUGUACUUCAACUAAGUGUUGUAAAGGAUCUGGAGCAAUGGACAUCCUUGUUUCAAUUCAUGAUCAAUUACCAUGAAGAACUCUUACAGAACUGGACAGGCGAAAACCAAAGCGAAGACCAGGUUCAGGAAAGCGCUGAAUCCAUUCAGGAAAGUGCUUCAGAAAGUGAAAUAGAUGCAGAGUCAGAAGUUCUUCCAAGUCCAGUUUCAUUAGAAGCAAAAGAGGAAAUCCCAGCUCCUGUCUCACCUUUGAGGACAGAUUUCAGGUUGUCAUUUGAGGACUUUGUCCUGCCUGAAUUAUCUUUGGAGUCACUAACUUCAAGAGAAACCAGGUCAGAAGGUUAUGAAAAUAUAGACAUAGGCAGCAGCACUCUAAAUGUAUCACAAGGCGAUAAUAGCUCUACAGAAUACUUUACUCCUAUCUCCGAGCGUCCUGACGAGGAAACUCAAGAUGAUAACAAUUCGGAGAAUAGUGAAGAAGAGCUGCAAGAUAGCGAGGAAAAGCAAGCACAGGAGCAUGGACAUCAGGGAGAGAGCCAUUUCCAGGGCCAAACAUCAAGCACUUUUCCAAGUGCACCUACUCCUAGAACCCCAAAAACACCUAGAGAAGAAUUGAUGGCGUUGAAAUCAGGUCGAGAAAAUAUGUACAAUCAAUUAUUACGGCAGUGGAAGUCUCGAGAAGAGUCACGAUCACCAAGAGCCACAAGGAGUCGCUCCCAGACAGGUUCCGGUGCUUUCAGCCGUUCCGUACUGUGCACAUCUACGCAGGUAGCUCCUGCUGCCGUUCCAGCCCCACAACUGGUGAUUCUAUGCGAGGGUGAUAUUAAGGAACGCGCCAUAGAGGAAGAUGUGGUUCCAUUGACGCCAAAGACAGAACAACAGGGAAUGAAAACCAUCUUGACGAGGCAUUCCAUAGAUAGUGGAGUGUACAGCGCAGACGGAUUAUCUUUGAGCGAUCUAGAGUAA